Molecule: messenger RNA, 5881 nt
Organism: Carassius gibelio (silver crucian carp)
Lineage: Eukaryota; Metazoa; Chordata; Actinopteri; Cypriniformes; Cyprinidae
Gene: megf6b
Product: multiple EGF-like-domains 6b
Exons: 38
Coding region: 236-4948 (1570 amino acids)
Molecular function (GO): calcium ion binding; scavenger receptor activity; protein binding
Source: RefSeq, a predicted model, not a curated record
UGUAUGUGUCUCUUUCCUCUCAAAGGACAUUCCCUUCACUGCUCCUACAGGAAGACAGUGUCCUGAGGGCAUUUGGAUCUCGGUUGGUGUCCAAGGUGGAUCUGAGAGUCUUUUUCCUUCUGUCAUCUACUGCUGCGCUCUCAGUCCGCGCUCCACGCGCGUUCAUAUGGCCACAUAUUAGUUUAUUUUAACGCUUUAAGUGUAUUAUUUAGGUGCAGGGCUCUUUCAGAACAGCAUGGAUAUGUUAUUUCACUCUUUAAUCAUUCUAAUUCAUGGAAUUUAUGCAGCAUCCCGUUCUGGAAAAAACCUGAUGCCGCACAUGCCAAAUGUGUGUGCUGAGCAGGAGGUGAAGCUUGUGGCCCAGAUGCAGCCGUGCGUCCAGGCCUUCACGCGGAUGGUUAAAUCCUGGAAACAGGGAUGCCAGGGACAGUCGUGGUGCAUGGGCUAUGAGAGGAGAACAGCUUACUAUACAGCAUACAGACAGGUGUAUCGACAGGAGCACCAGACGGUUUACAAGUGCUGCCCAGGAUGGUCACAGCUCAACGGGGAGGCCGGAUGCCUAUAUCCUGUGUGCAGUUACGGCGUGUGCUUUAAUGGAGGUCAGUGCAGAGAAGGUUCUGCUCAACUCUGCCACUGUUCGGCCGGAUUCAGCGGUCCGAGCUGCCAGUACGAUGUGAACGAGUGUGAAGAGACUAAUGGAGGUUGUGAAGCUCUUUGCUGUAACACCAUCGGCAGUUUCUACUGCAAGUGUCCCGCAGGUCAAGAGCUCAAAGAGGAUGGCAAGACCUGCCAGGAUAUUGAUGAAUGUCAGGUUCAUAACGGCGGCUGCCAGCACAAGUGUGUGAACACCAGGGGUUCGUAUCACUGCCAGUGUAACGCUGGAUCUCGACUGCACGUGGACGGACGCACAUGCAUCGCCAUCCACUCCUGUAGCUUUGGGAACGGUGGCUGCGAGCAUUUCUGCGUCCAGCAGACGGCGGGUCAUUUCCAGUGCCGCUGUCGACCCGGUUACAGACUCGACGUAGAUGGGAAACAUUGCAAAUCGGAGAAUCCGUGUGCGGAGCAAAACGGAGGUUGUUCCCAGGAAUGCCACAGGGAUGGAGAUCAGGCCCGCUGUGGAUGUCGACCAGGUUAUCAGAUGGCUGAAGAUGGCAAGACCUGUGAAGAUAUUGACGAGUGUCAGACAGGCCAGGCAGACUGCGCUCACGGUUGUCGUAACACCAGGGGAUCUUUCAUGUGUGUGUGUCCCACUGCCUAUGAACUGGGCGUUGAUGGCAAGCAGUGCUAUCGCAUCGAGAUGGAGAUUGUAAACAGCUGUGAUCAUAAUAACGGCGGUUGUUCUCAUCACUGCGAACAUUCAACCAGUGGACCUGUGUGCAGCUGUAACCAAGGAUACCAGCUGGACGUCGACCACAAGACCUGCAUCGAUAUAAAUGAGUGUGUAGAGGGCAGCUCGUGUUGUGAGCACGACUGCACAAACUAUCCUGGAGGUUACGAGUGUUACUGUACAGCUGGAUAUCGACUGAACGCUGAUGGAUGCAGCUGUGAUGAUAUAGACGAGUGUUUGGCUGCAAACGGAGGAUGUGAUCACAUGUGUCAGAACAGCGCCGGCUCCUUCCAGUGCUACUGUAGACGUGGGUAUCGUCUCGAUGAGGACAGACACUCAUGUAUAUUGCUGGAGGAGUCAGUAGAGGCUUUGAGCAGUGGUCAGAUGGUGGACAGACCCCGACCUCAGCUCACUAUUCUGCAGGACUAUGAGCAGAUCCUGGAGCGAUUUGACGACUAUGAGGAUGACACAGGAGAACUGCGCGCUGAGAGCACCUUAACUGAGAAAUUCAUAUGUUUGAACAGUUCGUUCGGCUCCGACUGCAAUCUGUCGUGUGAGGACUGUGCUAAUGGAGGAGUGUGUAACAAACACAGAAACGGCUGUGACUGUCCUGACGGAUGGACGGGAAUCAUGUGUAAUGAGACGUGUCCAGUGGGCUGGUUCGGCAGGAACUGCUUGUUGAGAUGUAAGUGUAAGAACGGCGGCGUGUGUGAUCCGCUCACCGGGAGCUGCCGCUGUCCACCAGGGGUCAGUGGAGAGCUGUGUCAGGACGGUUGUCCCAAGGGUCUCUAUGGGAAGAUCUGUAAUAAGAAGUGUAAUUGUGCUAAUAACGGACGGUGUCAUCGCACUUAUGGGGCGUGUCUGUGUGACCCAGGACUGUAUGGAAGGUUCUGCCACCUGCCAUGUCCUAAGUGGACGUUUGGCCCGGGCUGUUCUGAGGAGUGUCAGUGUGUUCAGCAGAAUACCAUAGAGUGUCACCGUCAUCAUGGCACCUGCGUCUGCAAGCCUGGUUAUCGGGGCGACACCUGCAAAGACGAGUGUGAAUCAGGCUUCUUUGGCUCUGGGUGUGAUAAUAAAUGCUCCUGUCCGGCUGGAGUGACCUGUGAUCAUGUGACCGGAGCGUGUCAACCACAGUGUCCAGCUGGAAAGACAGGAGACAAGUGUGACCAAGAUUGCGUUGAUGGAAGGUUUGGGAUUGGCUGCUCUCAGUCAUGUGACUGCUCAGGGGCACCAUGUGACAGGAUCACUGGCCAAUGCCUGUGUCCCGCUGGAACGUUUGGAAAACAUUGUGAAAAAGAGUGUGCAGAGGGUCGCUGGGGUGCUGGAUGUCAGGAAUGGUGUCCGGCGUGUGAGAACAGAGGCCGCUGUGACCCUCAUGACGGCACAUGUGUCUGCGCUCCUGGAUUCAUCGGCAGAUUGUGCCAGAACAUGUGUCCCUCGGGACGCUUCGGUGUGGGCUGUCAGCUCAGAUGUGCCUGUGAUAAUGGAGGACGCUGCCAUCAUGUAACCGGACGCUGCUCAUGUCCUCCAGGCUGGACGGGCCACAACUGCAGGAAAGCCUGUGACACGGGCCGCUGGGGUCUGGACUGUGUGAGUGUCUGUGACUGUGGAAAUGGUGACGGAGGGUGUGACGCUCAGACGGGACGCUGUCAUUGUGAGGCGGGCUUCACUGGACCACGAUGUGACCAGAGAUGCCCUGCUGGUUCAUUCGGCCCAGGCUGUAAGCAUCGCUGCCAGUGUGAAAACCAGGCAUCAUGUGACCAUGUGGGCGGAGCUUGCACCUGUAAGAUUGGCUGGACCGGAACGUUCUGUGAAAAAGCCUGUCCGCAGGGUUUCUACGGUCUGGACUGUCAGCAGAGGUGUGUGUGUUUGAACGGAGGGCUCUGUGAUCAUGUCAGCGGUGAAUGUGCCUGUCGUCCCGGCUGGAUCGGCCCACAUUGUAACCAAACAUGUCCUGCUGGCCUGUACAGAGAGAGCUGUUCUCAGACGUGUGUUUGUCACAAUAACAGCAGCUGUGACGCUGUGAGCGGUCAGUGUGAGUGCAGCGCAGGGUGGACAGGAGACACCUGCUCACAACGUUGUUCUCCGGGUUUCUUCGGGACGGGCUGUGCUCAGAGGUGUGUGUGUCAGAGCGGGGGUUCCUGUGACCCUGAGAGCGGUCGCUGCUUCUGUCCCAGCGGAUGGACGGGUUCAGCCUGUGAACUGGAGUGUCCAGCGGAUCGCUUCGGCUCAGACUGUCAGGACAGAUGUGAGUGUCUGAACGGUGCUCAGUGUGACACACAGACGGGUCGCUGUGUUUGUAAGCCGGGCUGGACGGGACAGCGCUGUGAGAACGAGUGUGUUCCCGGGCGGUUUGGACUCGGCUGUGAGGGCCGGUGUGAGUGUGAUCACGCUGCUCCCUGUCAUCAUGUGAGCGGACAGUGUCUCUGUCCUGCAGGAUGGAGAGGAAGACGCUGUGAGAAAGCUUGUCUGCCGGGCUCAUACGGUCAGGACUGUGUCCAGCGCUGCUCCUGCCCGCCGGGGACAUCAUGCCAUCACGUGACGGGACGCUGCGGCUGCCCUCCCGGAUACACGGGCAACGGCUGCGAGCAGAUCUGUCUGCCCGGCACCUUCGGCAUCGACUGUAAUCAGCUGUGUCAGUGUUCAGAGAGAAACCAGCUGUGCCACCCGGUGUCUGGAGUGUGUUACUGCGCGCCUGGAUUCACAGGACCCAAGUGUGAACAGGCGUGUGCCGAGGGUUUCUACGGUCCCGGCUGCGAGCGUCGCUGUGAGUGUGUGAACGGAGGCGUUUGUCUUCCAGUCUCGGGCGCCUGUGAGUGUCCGGCCGGGUUCAUCGGGGCCCGCUGUCAUCUCACGUGUCCGGCGGGACGCUACGGGCCGGACUGUGGCCGCGUGGCCGUCUGUGGGAAGGGGGCGAGGAAUGACCCGGUCACCGGCGUGUGUGUGGGAGAGGAAGUGUGUCCCGCGGGCCACUUCGGACCGGGCUGCUCUCAGCGCUGUGACUGCAGUAACAGAGGCCUGUGUGACGCCGGCUCUGGAAACUGUUCAUGUGGCCUCGGCUGGACCGGCUCGCGCUGUGAGAGAGAGUGUGCCGAGGGUCUCUUCGGUCCUGACUGUGCUCUGCAGUGUUGGUGUCAGAAUAACAGCACAUGUGACCGCGUGACAGGAAGCUGCCGGUGUCAGCCGGGAUAUUACGGUCAUCUCUGUCAACACGCGUGUCCCGCCGGUCUGUUCGGCUCUGGCUGUCAGCAGCUCUGUGACUGUGUGAACGGGGCUUCAUGUGACCCCAGAACCGGACAGUGUCUCUGUCCCGCUGGAUUCCACGGCUCUCGCUGUGAAAGAGGAUGUGAGCAGGGCAGGUUCGGUGUGAACUGCUCUCGGUCAUGUGACUGUGCGGAGGACACCGCGUGUGACCCGGUGAGCGGCAGGUGUAUCUGUGCCUCAGGAAAGACGGGCGUCCGGUGUGACAGCGACUGCAGUGUGAUGCGGUUCGGACCUGACUGUGCGCUCCGCUGCGACUGUGAGAACGGCUCCCUGUGCGACCGCAGGAACGGACGAUGCCUGUGUCUGAGCGGAUGGAUCGGCCUCACAUGCUCACAACGCGUCCCUCGCGAGGUCUAGAGGAGAAUCAGUCCCAGCGGGACACAAACACACAGAUGCACUUUACUCCUCACAGCUCAGACUCCAUCCUUCACCACGCUUUCAGGGGAUUUUCAUGUUGUCUGUGUUUCAGUACUAUUGCCAGAUUCACUUUUGACUCGACAAGAAAAAAAAGUGCCUUUGGAUUUCCUAACACUCUUUGUUUAUGCUGCUGGAUUGUAUUUUAUAAGUCCCAGGUGUUUACUAAUGUCACAGAAUCAGUAGCUGAACACGAGCUGUAUUCGUUUUACCUCUGACAGACUGUAACGUUUGAUAAAGAAACAUCUGUGUUAUAUGAAAUGACAUGAAAUGAUGUUUCGCAGUAGGUGCUAUGAUGGCCUUUUAUUAAAGGAGGGCCUGUAUAUGUUAAUAUUAGAAGAAAACAAUUUUUCAUGAUUUGGUCGUUUUGCAUAAAGUUUGAAUUUAUUUAUGUUUUGUAAAAUAUGCAAUUGUAAAUGUUUUGCAAACUCUUUAAUAUGUGAACCUGUCGGAAAAAAGUUUUUACUUGUGCCACCCUGGAAUAAUAAUUGUUUUUUUAAAGCAUGUGUGAAAUAUUUCAAACAGCAGCUGUGCACUAUAUUUUUAAUUCGGCAAAAGGUGUCUUUUUUUUUUUUUUUUUAAUCCAGAGGCUGUAUUUGUAAAACAUUCUUUAGAAUAAACGUCAACUGUUAUUUUGUUAGUUUAUCAUCUUAUUUUCUUAAGAUAAAAUAAUAGCAAAAUGUAUAUAAGUAAUAAUAACAAUCACUACAUUAUGAAUAGUUUAUUGCUAUUGUUUGUAAUCAUGAAUAAAUAAAGCGUAGUCUGAUUAUAUGAGUAUUUUAAAAUGUAACAUAAAUAUGAGUGUUUAGUUUUGGAAUCUGAUGAUAUAAUCCAGAUCACAUGUAAAAAUGUUAAUACCAGCACAGAAAACCAAAA